CGAUUCUUUUUUUGUUAUUAAAUGCGCCAAAUCCUUCAACCCUUCCUUCCCUCCAUAUCUGCUCUCACGCCAUGAGCGGUUUGGUCGUUGCCUUCCGCUCAUGCUCAUGCUCACCCUCAGCUCCGAGGUCUCCGCUUGUUUCUUCUCCGCGGAUUUCUCAGGCUCGCCUUCUCCUGGAGCUAUGGCCGUCGCGGAGGGCCAACUUCAACCGGAAUUGCUUAGUUUGGAGGAUUAGUAGCCGGAGAGCUCGGGCGGAUGUUGAUUCGGAAGUGGCGGAGUUGCCGCAGAAGUCUGUGCGGUUUGAAGAAGUCUAUUUGACGGAUGACGAUGGCGGAGGAGAAGACGCCGCUGCGAUCCCGUGGUGGGAGCAGUUUCCGAAGCGUUGGGUGAUUGUUCUUCUGUGCUUUUCGGCUUUCCUGCUAUGCAAUAUGGACAGAGUAAACAUGAGCAUUGCAAUUCUACCAAUGUCAUCAGAGUUCCACUGGUCACCAACAACUGUGGGUUUAAUUCAAUCUUCAUUUUUCUGGGGUUAUCUUCUUACUCAGGUUGCAGGAGGUAUAUGGGCAGACACAGUUGGUGGCAAGUUUGUUCUGGGAUUUGGUGUUGUUUGGUGGUCGAUUGCAACAGUACUCACUCCUAUUGCUGCAAAAGUUGGCUUGCCUUUUUUACUUGUGGUUCGAGCUUUCAUGGGUGUUGGUGAGGGAGUGGCAAUGCCUGCAAUGAAUAAUAUACUGUCGAAAUGGGUUCCUGUAUCAGAGAGAAGUAGAUCACUGGCACUGGUAUACAGUGGGAUGUACCUUGGAUCUGUAACCGGUCUGGCAUUUUCACCUAUGCUGAUCCAUAAAUUUGGGUGGCCUUCUGUUUUUUAUUCAUUUGGUUCAUUGGGCACGGUUUGGAUCAUGACGUGGAUCAACAAGGCACAAAGUUCUCCCCUUGAGGAUCCUCAGCUAUUGCCUAGCGAAAAGAAGCUGAUUCUUCAUAGCUGCUCGUCAAAAGAACCUGUUAAAUCAAUACCGUGGAGAUUAAUAUUGUCAAAACCACCAGUGUGGGCUCUGAUAAUUUCUCAUUUCUGCCACAACUGGGGGACAUUUAUCCUUCUUACUUGGAUGCCAACAUAUUACCACCAGGUGUUGAAGUUCAAUCUUACGGAAUCAGGACUUUUUUCUGUCUUCCCAUGGCUUACUAUGGCCUUUUCUGCCAAUUUGGGUGGCUGGAUUGCUGAUACCCUUGUGAGUAAAGGCGUACCUGUGACCACAGUUAGAAAGCUAAUGCAAACGGUAGGAUUUUUGGGCCCUGCUUUCUUCUUAACUCAGUUGAGCCAUAUCAAUUCUCCCACCAUGGCAGUUUUGUGCAUGGCAUGCAGUCAGGGAACUGAUGCCUUUUCACAGUCAGGAUUAUAUUCAAAUCAUCAAGAUAUUGCUCCUCGAUAUUCUGGUGUACUUCUUGGUCUAUCUAACACUGCUGGAGUGUUGGCUGGUGUUUUUGGUACUGCAGCAACUGGUUAUAUACUACAACAUGGGUCUUGGGACAAUGUGUUCGAAGUUUCGGUGGGUCUCUACCUGGUUGGCACCGUUGUCUUUAAUCUUUUCUCGACCGGUGAGAAAAUAUUGGAUUGAGAUCGGAUACAGAGACUUAUUACAUGUCUUUAAAAAGCCUCUCAAGAUACAGAGAUUCAUCUCAUUGAUAUUCACACAACUGGAUAAAGUAGCUCUGGUAAAUCCGUUCGCUGGAGGCUCGUUUGUUAGGUGAGCUGAAUUUUUUCGAGAGACCAGUGGGCUGAGGGUCGGUGAAAUCUCUGGCCGAUGAACUGAUUGAAAGGUGAAUGCAUGUCAUCCAGAAGACUAUUUCAGUAUAGGUACACAUCUUCAAGGUAUAUAUAUAUAUACUUUGUAUAUAUUUCUAUUCUUUUCAUUGGAAAUUUUUAUUUCUUGAAACCUUUUGGUGGAAGACACAAUUUAAGUCACAAUGUAAUUCUCUGUUACAAUAGAUAAUCCCAUCAAAUUAUUCACUUCAGUUUCUCAAAAAUCUUUCAUUUGUUUGGUUAGCUUAUAUGAGAUGGAGAUGAUUGGGUUUCGGACCACUUCUUUUA
Andrographis paniculata is the source of this 2089-nucleotide messenger RNA. Its product is annotated as sodium-dependent phosphate transport protein 1, chloroplastic. Lineage: Eukaryota; Viridiplantae; Streptophyta; Magnoliopsida; Lamiales; Acanthaceae. The record is from RefSeq and is a predicted model, not a curated record. Bases 72 to 1616 code for a protein of 514 amino acids. The transcript is spliced from 10 exons. Gene Ontology annotation, biological process: transmembrane transport. Gene Ontology annotation, molecular function: transmembrane transporter activity.